CCGUGACAUCAGGCGGCCAGAGGAGGCGGUAGACGCCGCUGCAGUGACAGUCGCUCCGCUGCUAACGCUACCAGUCGGGCUCAGAGAAAGAACCAGGAGGAAACAGGGGCCGCACAAUUAACAACAGUACAAACAAGGGGAGGCAACGAGCGAGGAAAACAAAGCAGGUUUUGUUCCAAGGAGCACCUGAAUUGCCUUUUGCUGUCUUGACAAAUCGGAAGAAACUAGACACAACACCGUUUGGAAGGUGGACAGUCCGCUGCCUGGUUGCUCGUGGUAACUCUCCACCAUGCCUUUCCCCUUUGGCAAGUCCCACAAGUCGCCGGCGGACAUCGUCAAAAACCUUAAGGACAGCAUGUCGGUGCUUGAGAAGCACGAUAUCUCUGAUAAAAAGGCAGAGAAGGCCACAGAGGAAGUGUCAAAGAGCCUGGUGGCCAUGAAGGAGAUCCUAUAUGGGACGAAUGAAAAGGAGCCCCAGACAGAGGCAGUGGCCCAGCUCGCGCAGGAGCUCUACAACAGCGGCUUACUGAGCACCCUGAUAGCAGACCUGCAGCUCAUCGACUUUGAGGGUAAAAAAGAUGUGGCUCAGAUCUUCAACAACAUCCUGAGGCGUCAGAUUGGCACUCGGACACCCACAGUAGAGUACCUUUGCACUCAGCAGAAUAUCCUCUUCAUGUUGCUUAAAGGGUAUGAGUCUCCAGAGAUUGCUCUAAACUGCGGUAUCAUGCUGAGGGAGUGCAUCAGACAUGAACCGCUGGCCAAAAUCACACUGUGCUCAGAACAGUUCUAUGACUUCUUCAGAUACGUGGAGAUGUCCACAUUCGACAUUGCCUCCGACGCAUUUGCCACUUUUAAAGACCUCCUCACAAGACACAAGCUACUGAGCGCAGAGUUUCUGGAGCAACAUUAUGACAAGUUCUUUAGUGAAUACGAGAAGUUACUCCACUCGGAAAACUACGUGACUAAAAGGCAGUCCCUGAAGGUAAGGACCCCGGUUAUUGGGGAGUUGCUGCUUGACCGGCACAAUUUCACCAUAAUGACGAAAUACAUCAGCAAACCAGAGAAUCUCAAGCUAAUGAUGAAUCUGCUACGGGACAAGAGUCGCAACAUCCAGUUUGAGGCUUUCCACGUUUUUAAGGUGUUUGUGGCCAACCCCAACAAGACACAGCCCAUCCUGGACAUCCUGCUGAAGAACCAGACCAAACUCAUCGAGUUUCUCAGCAAGUUCCAGAACGACAGAACAGAGGACGAACAGUUCAACGACGAAAAGACUUACCUGGUCAAGCAGAUCAGAGACCUCAAGAGGCCUGCACCCCAGGAGGCCUGAGAACAGGUGCAGAGGUGCAGGGAGGAGCCACCAGGACCAUAUCUGGACAACGUCUGCUUAACGGACCCAUCAGCAGCUGCUGUUCUGGUUUCUGAACAAAAAUGAGGAAACAAAUGAAAAACAAACAUGCCCAUUUCAGCUCAUCUGGAAGUCACCAGCUCCUCUGCUCCUCAGAACAUUUGAUUUUUUUUUUCUUUUUCAGUCUUUUUCCUUCAAAACAAAUAAGAGAAAAUAAUAGUUGCUGCUGCUUUCUUGCACAUUGAGACAUUUAAGGUAUAUUAUAUUGACAACAGUCCAUCACACAUAGCGACAGAAAAUGUCCGUGCAUUUAAAGAGAGGCAGACUUCCUGAUUGAAAAAGACACACACACACACACACACACACACACACACACACACACACACACACACACACACACACACACACACACACACACACACACACACACACACACACACACACACACCGAGCAACAAAAGUCGACACGUUUACACACACGUAUUACAUAAAAAACAAACAUGCACACACACGUGCUGCGAGAAUGUCAGCUAAAACCUUGUGAUGGAAAUGGUACGAGCAAGUUGAACAUUGGUGUGUUUGUUGCAUGCCUUGAAAUGUGACAGAUCCACGGCUGUACCCGGCGUCGGCUCUGUGAAGGCCUGCCCAGUUUGGCACCCGCGUUCAGUGCCGCCGACUCGGGAAUUCAUGUGCAUCACAGCAACCGCUACAGUUAGCAUCUAUGCCUUCAUCCAGCAAAGCAAACGGUGGUUCAUUUGACCGGGACAAGCUCUCAGACGCCAUCAAACAGAACCAUUUACCUCCUGUGUGCUUUGUUACGACACUGCACUUGAAGCACACGAAGAGAGGAGGGAGGGAUGCAAGGUAUGAAUUUGGUAAAGCCCGAGAAUUGGGUGUUUUUAUUGUUUUCUGGGACAGGGUGAACAUGUACAUAUGCCUUUUUUUUUUGUUUUGUUUUUUUGCUUUGUAGAUUUUUGUUUAACCUUGACAUAUGGAUAUAUAUUAUAUAUAUAUUACCUUAAACAUCACGUUUUUGGUUAAUUGUAAUCAAAUUACUUUCUAAACCAUGAAAAACAACUGGUUAAGUGACAUUGUUUUUGCGUUUCAUCUUACUGCUGAAAUGGUUGCUGGUGGGUUUCUUUGUACAUAACUUAAAGGGCCAGCUCACAUUUAGCUAACCUAUAGGAUAUUAACAAUUUGUACAGCGGAGGAAUGUCAUGGUAUUAGCUCUGGAUCUGUUAAUCCUCUUUUUAUUCUCCAUCUACAUUUUGAGUAUCUCAGACUGCUGAAAAUGUGCCGGGGUGUGAGCAGGGCAGAAAGGGAGGGAAGGGAAUGGCAGAGCAUUAACUGAAACAUUAAAGCCUGUGUGUUUGUGCACUUUGUGAGAUGCUGGGCUGUCGGCAUCACCUAACUGGACUUGAGGGCGCUGAGGAUUUCCCCAAUCCUUCUUUGGCGUGUUUUUGCCCCCCCGUUCUCACCAUUUGGCUCAUAGUGCUGUGUGGCCCCACAGUGAGUGUGCUUCAGGGGUGACCUCAUUAUAACAACUUGGCACAUCUUUAUAUCACUCUUACUUCCCUUCUUGUCCUCUGUGUUGUUGUUUUUUUUUUUUUUAAGCCUUUCUCUUCAGGGGGUUUUAUAAUUCCAGUACAAUGAUGAGUGUAAAGCAUUGUGGGUAGCAGAGUACUUUGGGCAUGCUGGAUUGUCCUCAUGGUGCUGAACAGAAUUGAUGAGACCACAGAUUUUCCUCAUUUGCAGUAAAUGAAAGUUGCUCCAUUUAGACGGCUAGAUCAGAAGCCAUUCGAGUGCAGACAACAGCGCUACUCAAUAGAGCCCACAGUUCCUCCAUGCGCAUUGAACAAGCAUGUUGCUCCACUGGCUGUGCAUGAUGCUGCACUUAAGAUGUUGUACUGGAAUUGUUUCUUUUUUCCAAGUAUUUAACAACAUUGAAAUAUCAAAUUGAACUCUUGGUGAUACGGCUGCACACUGACUCUGACUCCAGUUUCAGCAUAGAGCGUGUGGGUGCUUUCAGAAGUGUCAAAGGCCUGGGCCCUACAAUCGAAAUAAAGAAAAAAAAUACAUUUGGAAUAAAAUAAA
Molecule: messenger RNA, 3439 nt
Organism: Acanthochromis polyacanthus (spiny chromis)
Lineage: Eukaryota; Metazoa; Chordata; Actinopteri; Pomacentridae
Gene: cab39
Product: calcium binding protein 39
Exons: 9
Coding region: 290-1327 (345 amino acids)
Biological process (GO): intracellular signal transduction
Molecular function (GO): protein serine/threonine kinase activator activity
Source: RefSeq, a predicted model, not a curated record